Messenger RNA from Medicago truncatula (barrel medic), 391 nucleotides. RefSeq names its product probable aldo-keto reductase 1. Lineage: Eukaryota; Viridiplantae; Streptophyta; Magnoliopsida; Fabales; Fabaceae. The coding region runs from base 123 to 383 and encodes 86 amino acids. The transcript is spliced from 2 exons. The record is from RefSeq and is a predicted model, not a curated record. Gene Ontology annotation, cellular component: cytoplasm.
UUUAUGUUGUUUUCUAAUGAUUAUUUCACUUAUCAGACUUCUUUUCCCCGCUUCCAAGCUGAGAACUUGGUCAAGAACAAGGUUAUAUAUGAUAGGAUUGAAAGUCUUAGCAAGAAGCAUGGAUGCACUACUGCUCAAUUAGCAUUAGCAUGGUACUCCAACAAGGCAAGGAUGUUGUGCCUAUUCCUGGAACAACCAAGAUUGAGAAUCUGGAUCAAAACCUUGGUGCAUUAGGAGUGAAACUAUCAGAAGAGGACAUGCGGGAAAUUUCUGAUGCAGUUCCUGAAGAUGAUAUAGCAGGUAGUAGAUACUACAAUGGAAUGGAUAGUUUAUCCUGGAAGUUUGCUAACACACCUCCAAAAGUUUCAACGGUCUCAACAUGAAGUAAAAU